This is a messenger RNA of Phyllotreta striolata, 2557 nucleotides long. The record is from the annotation of a GenBank genome assembly. Lineage: Eukaryota; Metazoa; Arthropoda; Insecta; Coleoptera; Chrysomelidae.
GUGGGAUUCGCCAUAGGAGGCCAGGAAGGAAUUGAUUAUGGCUGGUAGUCGGGGAAGAAAGGAAGGGGUUAUUCGGCGAUUUAAUUUAGAAUAGAGCUCGUCGGCCAUAGGCGAGAAAUUUUUCAUCGGUUUUUUGUUGUUUGCAACAUUAGAAAACUAGCUCGGCAUAAAAUAAGUUCGCUUUAAUUCGUAAAUCGAAUGAGAGUUUCCCAAAUCGUUCAACAAGUCGCGUUUAUUUCGCACUAACUCCCCCCAACUAUAAAAUUAUCUAUCCGAAUUAAGGACGAUUAAAAGCGCUUCCUCAAUUCGUGCCGGUACAAACGGAAAAAUGAGUGCUCCCGUGAAAAAAGUACCGAUCCAUUUGCAAAGCUCCCAGAACCGCCUUCUCAUCAAAAACGGCAAGGUGGUGAACGAGGACGACGCCAGCGACGCCGACGUCUACGUCGAGGACGGCGUCAUCAAGCAAAUGGGCAAGAACCUGAUCAUACCGGGCGGCACCCGUACCAUCGACGCCCGCGGCAAGUACGUCCUGCCCGGCGGCAUCGAUCCCCACACCCACCUGGACUUCCAGUUCUUCGGCACCCGCACCGCCGACACCUUCUACAGCGGCACCAAAGCCGCCAUCGCCGGCGGCACCACCACCAUCAUUGACUUUGUGUUCCCGGAGAAGGGCGAAUCGUUGUUGGACACCUACUACGAUUACAGACAGAAGGCGGAGGGGGCCUGUUGCGAUUACGGUUUCCACGUGUGCGUCACCCAUUGGUCCGAUCGCGUGAAACAAGAAAUGGAACUCCUCACCAAAGAGCACGGCGUCAAUUCGUUCAAGAUGUUCAUGGCGUACGAUUUCAUGUUGGACGAUUCCGAGCUGUAUUGCGCCUUCGAACAGUGCAAACAACUGGGCGCUUUGGCCCAAGUGCACGCCGAAAACGGCCCCGUGCUCACCGAGAACGCCCGAAGGCUGCUCGCCAAAGGGGUGACGGGCCCCGAGGGGCACGAGCUGUCGCGCCCCGAAGAGGUGGAAGCCGAGGCGGUCAAUCGCGCCUGCGUCAUCGCCAAGCAAGUGGACUGUCCGCUGUAUGUAGUGCAUGUAAUGAGCAAAUCGGCGGCGGAGGCGUUGCGGCGGCACGCCGGAGGCGGUCGCAGGACGUUCGGUGAGACGUUGGCGGCCGCUUUGGGGGCGGACGGGUCGCAGUACAAACACCAAUGUUUCCAUCACGCCGCCGGGCACGUGCUGAGCCCCCCGCUGAGGCCCGAUACCGGCACGCCCGUCGCUCUGAUGCAUCAUUUGGCCGACGACGGAUUGACGGCCUUCGGCGAAGCCGUUACCUCUUCUCUAACGCAAUCGGGAGACGGUUUAGUCGAUUUGUUGGCCUCCGACGUCCUACAACUGACAGCCAGCGACCAUUGCACGUUCAACAAGUCCCAAAAAGAGGCGGGCAAAGGGGACUUUACGAAGAUACCGAACGGCGUCAACGGCGUGGAGGAUCGCAUGUCGGUGGUGUGGGAGAAGGGCGUCCACGCCGGCAUUUUGACCCCGUCGCGAUUCGUCGCCGUCACCAGCACCAACGCCGCCAAAUUGUUCAAUUUGUACCCGAGAAAGGGCUGCAUAGCCGUCGGAUCGGACGCCGACAUCGUCGUGUGGAAUCCGAACGCUACUCGCACCAUUUCGGCCGCCACCCAUCAUCAGGCCGGAAUGACAUGUCACGGAGUACCGGAUUACGUGAUCGUGAACGGUCGCGUGUGCUUGGACGAGGGCCAACUGAGAGUGGUGGAGGGUUACGGGCGAUUCGUCGAGACGCCCGCCUACGCGCCGUUCGUGUACAAUCCGGACGAAUUGGAGAGUUUGAAACCGGCGAAGGUCGAGCACGUCGAACACGCCGACGUGUUCCAGAAGAUGCAAAAGGUUAAAUUGGCGGAUGAUCCUUGUCCGACGCCGACGUUGCCGGAGUCUCACGUGGCUGCGGCGACGGGUCGAGGCCACAGGCCGGAGGGGCAGCGCAACAUCCAAGAGAGCACGUUCUAAGAGCUCGAUCCGGAUACGAAGUCUUCGAUAAGGGUGACCCAUCCGCCGGGAGGGAGGUCUUCGGGUUUUUGGUAAGUCGAAAUGGGGGCAUUUGCGAGGGGUUUAUCAUUGUGCUGCUUACACUACGUAUUUUUGUCGAAUACCAAAGUUGUUUUUUUUUUAAUCUUAGAUAUUGUUUAAAUGUUGUUUUUUUUUCUAUUGCGUAACUGAAAUGUUUUGGGUUGUUAGUUAUUUGGAAAGGCUCAAAAACUGAUAAAGUUAUUAAUUAUUAAUUCGAGUAUUUGUUGUUAUAAAUACGCUGAUUUGAUAGGUGUUUUUAAAGAAAAAAUUCGUACUGAAUGUUUUUUUUUAUUGAUAAUUUACGGUGAAUGUACAAAUUAAUAGGCUUUAUUGUUAUAUUUGUAACGUACAAGUGGGUAUUUAUUAUCCAGACAAUUUUAUUGUUUUAGAUAUUUAGUAUAGUACGUAUUUGGUACUUUGGUAUGUCUGCUAAUUAAAUUCGAAAUAAUUAAAAUAAAAAAAAAAUAACACAUU